Molecule: messenger RNA, 3323 nt
Organism: Cornus florida
Lineage: Eukaryota; Viridiplantae; Streptophyta; Magnoliopsida; Cornales; Cornaceae
Exons: 2
Coding region: 1057-3015 (652 amino acids)
Cellular component (GO): cytoplasm
Molecular function (GO): protein binding
Source: RefSeq, a predicted model, not a curated record
GUUCCCUCUUACCAGGGUCACACGCAGCCUUCCCAUUUUGAACGCUCUCUCUCUCUCUCUAAAUUAUAAAAUCCUCUCUCUAAAAGUAAAAUGGAACCUUUGCUCUUUUUUUUCAACUCCCUACCAUAUCCCCAAAUUACCUCCUCAAAUUACAAUUUUCUCUCUCAAUCUUAUUGCACAAUAAAUAUGGGUGAAUUUUCUAUUUUCUGAUUUUCUCUCUCUAAAACCAUGACAUGUAUGUGUCAGUCUCUGUUUACGGUUUUCCUUUCGUGUUAUUCCUUUCUCAUAUAAACAGUGUAGCCUCUGCUUGGAUGGUGGGGUUUUGUGUUAUACUUUUCUUGUGUAUUCCUUUCUUGGAUUCUUUAUCUUUUAAAUUCUCUCUUUUAUCAGAUUCCCAAACACACUAAUCUCUCAUUGGAUGCACAUACACAAUAUAUAUAUAUAUAUAUAUAGAUUUAACAUUUUUCACAGCCCCCACAUGCUUGUUAUUGGGUUUGUCUGAUCUGGGAUUGGAUCGCAAAGAUCUCUCUGUUCUUUUUCCCCAUCUGCAGAGGAGGUGAAGAGAGAGGCUGAGAGGUGGUGGGGUUCUCAGCAGCUGAGUCCUUUUUGGGGGCAAUAUUAGCCUCUUGAAGGUGAGAUUUCUUUAACCCUCUUGGAUCUUUUCGCUUUGGGUCCCUAUAAGAUUCUGUACUUGCGGUUUGGGAGAGCUGUAACUGUUAGGUCUGUGUUGUUGCUUUGUAUCUUUUGGGUGUAACAUGGACUGGGUGUGAUUCAAUUGUGGGAAAAGAUUGUGUGGGUUUUUCUUAUGUUUGCUGACUAAUUAUGAACUGUAUUUGUUUUCUUUGUUGAAUUUGGUGGCUUUGAAUGAAUAAAGUUACCAUCUCUCAUAGUUGGUGUUAUGGGGAUUUGAAUUUUUUGGUGUUGUGUAUCCAUCAUAUAUAAUUGAUUUGGAAGAAAGGGUUCUUAAAUUUGAUUCAUUUGCUGGUAGUUUUGGGGGAUUCAGUUGAGUUUUGGGUUAAUAUAGCAGAGUGGGCUGUGCUUGUAUACUCCUGAGGCAUGGCGGGUGUUGAUGUUUCAAAAUAUGGCCAUAGUCCUGUGCACAAGGCCAUAGCCAUGAAGGACUAUGCCGGUCUUAGGAGGAUACUUGCCGGCCUCCCCCGGUUUUGUGACCCAGCUGAGGUUCGUAAUGAAUCCGCUUCACUGGCUGAGGAAGAGAAAGCUGAUGCAAUAUCUGCUAUGAUUGAUCGCCGUGAUGUCCCAAACCGUGAUACACCUCUUCACUUGGCUGUCAAACUUGGUGACGAGACUUCAACCGAGAUGCUGAUGGUUGCCGGUGCAGAUUGGAGCUUGCAAAAUGAACAUGGGUGGAGUGCCCUCCAAGAAGCAAUUUGUAAUAGAGAGGAAGGGAUUGCAAGGAUUAUAGUUAGGCACUACCAGCCUUUGGCUUGGGCAAAAUGGUGCAGAAGGUUGCCUCGAUUGAUAGGGACUAUGAGGAGGAUGAGGGACUUUUACAUGGAAAUCACAUUCCACUUUGAAAGCUCUGUCAUCCCUUUCAUUUCAAGGAUUGCUCCUUCUGAUACUUAUAAAAUUUGGAAGAGGGGUGCGAACUUGAGGGCGGAUAUGACCUUGGCCGGUUUUGACGGUUUCAGAAUUCAGCGUGCUGAUCAGAGUAUUAUUUUCCUUGGUGAUGGGUCUGAAGAUGGAAAGGUACGUCCUGGUUCACUUUGUAUGAUCACACACAGAGACAAGGAGGUGAUGAAUGCUUUGGACGGUGCUGGUGCUCCAGCAACUGAUGCUGAGGUGCAGCAAGAAGUGGCUGCAAUGUCCCAGACAAAUAUAUUCAGGCCCGGAAUUGAUGUGACUGAGGCAGUUCUGUUGCCACAAUUGACCUGGAGACGGCAGGAGAAGACAGAAAUGGUGGGCCUUUGGAAGGCUAAGGUUUAUGAUAUGCACAAUGUGGUUGUAAGCAUCAAAUCCAGAAAGGUACCAGGGGCUAUGACAGAUGAUGAGUUUUUCGCAUCUUGUAAUGAUAAUGAAACAGAGACUGAGGAGCUUGAUGACAUUCUGACAGAGGAUGAAAAAAAGCAGCUUGAAGUUGCACUUAAGUUGGAUUCAUCAGAUUUGAGCAAUGAGAAUAGUGAUGGGAUUAUUGGGCACCGCCAUAGUUGUUAUGAGCAAAGAGAAAUUCCCAUCGAGGACUUUAGUAAUUGUAGAAAUGGAGAGACUAAGCAGGAAAAGAAAGGAUGGUUUGGUGGCUGGAGGAAACGGGAUACUAAACAUGAAGAGCAGAAAAGGAUUGCCCCACCAAGAAGUUCACUUUGUGUAGAAGAGAAGGUUAGUGAUCUACUGGGUGAUUCUCCAUCUAGAAGUCAGAUCAAACCAGGGAGACGCUCCAUGGAAAUUACUGUGAGUGGGGAUGAGCACAGGAGAGGAAGGGAUACUAAAACAUCAUCCUCUAUGAAUUCUGAAAGUGGAAGUCGACGCAAGGAUGGAAGCCGUGAGAAUGAGUAUAAGAAGGGCUUGAGGCCUACUCUCUGGCUUUCCCCAAAUUUCCCAUUACAAACUGAAGAACUUUUGCCAUUGCUUGACAUUCUUGCUAACAAAGUUAAGGCCAUCCGUCGUUUGAGAGAACUUCUCACAACAAAACUUCCAAUGGGGACCUUUCCAGUAAAGGUUGCUAUCCCUGUGAUUCCCACUAUUCGUGUGUUGGUUACUUUUACAAAAUUUGAAGAAUUACAGCCAUUGGACGAAUUCUCAACACCCCCUUCAAGUCCAACUGCUUCAGGCCGAGAGAGCCCAGCAAUGAUGCAGUCCUCAAGUUCAUCAUGGUUUCAGUGGAUAAAAGCCCCUUACAACCGUCCAAGUUCUUCCAAUGGUGGUUCAAGCUCUAGGAUCGAUAAUAUUCAGGAUCCUUUUGUGAUCCCACCGGAUUAUUGUUGGGUAACAGCUGAAGCCAAGAAAAAGAAAAUGCAGGAGAGGAAUAAAUCGAAGAAAGGAAGAAAUCAGAACCAGUAGUUUGGGGUGAUGAUAAGAUCUUUGUUUGUAAAGAGGAUUUGCCUCCUAAAGGGAGAGAUAGGAAGGGGCAAAUUGUUUGAUUGAUCCGACUAAUCUGCAAUUAUGUAAGAACAAAAAUUAGUGGGCCGUGAUUUUAUGUAAGUUAUGAUCCUUUGUAGGAUGAAAUCUGUUAAAUUAUUGUGGGGGGUAUAAAAAAAAUUCCAGAUUGUGAUUCUUGAAAAUGCUUGUAACCAAAUUGGGACAAUCUUUUGUCUUCUGGUGGAAAGCUUUUACAUAAUUUACGUCACUCGGUACGCUUCACUUGUUCU